AUGAAGCAUACGAUAUUGAGCGCAGUUUUUCUUAUUCCCUUCGCCUGUGGCAAGACCUCCAGCGAGCUAUGUCGCGGUACGGCCGAGCUGUCCUCAGAUGGCAACUAUCAGCCCGGCGCCUACAAUCAGACCACUAUAGUUGAUCCGAAGACUGGUACCUGCGGUCAUGAACGUGUUGCCUAUCCAAGCACAGGAGAGUUGACACCCUUGUUUGGACAAGUAUCAAUGCACCUUCGCGGACCCAUGAACGUCUCUCAGCUCGCAGUCUACCAGCUUCCAGACGAAGUGCAUACAAUGCAGAAGCGAACUACAGUGCCAUUCUACAACCGUCGUCGAGCAUUGGAGCAGCGAGAAACACCUGUGAUAUCUGACACCACUGCCACUCCUACGCAGUCGUCGUCACCAUGCUGGCUCAAUCGUCUGAACAAAUGGACAUAUAGUACAACAAUCGGUUGCACCCCAGCUACAGUGACAUCGACUGUGACGGUAAAGGCAGCCUGUUCUUCAAUUAGUAUCUCGCAGGCUGCACCGAACACGACUUAUAUAGGUCCUCCGCUGUCAUGUAUGACUGCGUCUGCUGCGGCAUCGAUAGCCGAUCCCGCGUCUUCAGCAUCGAACUGCACUUGCGGCAAUGAUAGAGUUGAUGACCCCAUCUUUCAGAGGCCCAACGGACAGGUCUACGUCAGUCCAACCUCAGUAUUGAAACCGACAUCAUUCUCAACACAAAAUACAUCACCAGUGUUUCAACGUCCCAACGGACAGCCUUAUGAUAUCCCUGCGCCAUUGCCAUCGUCCAUGGUGAAAAGGCAGGUUGCCGAUUGGAGCCGCGUUGCAUACUACACGUCAACAGCACCGGCGCAAGCCACUGGACUCAGUUUCAUGGCCAAUCUGGGCGACCCCCAAAAGUCUGGUACUUUCGACUAUGCCUUUGGAAACUCGCUCAGCUAUGUCACUCCUCGAGGUGACAAGGUAGCAGCCGAGAGUCUACCAUUCAACGGCAUGCUUCAAACGUCUGAAAUAGAAAUCAUAGUUCUGUCUGACAAAGAGUGUGACGCGUACUGUCCGUAUUGGAGGCCAAACGCAACCUCUCACUACGGCUGGUCCGGCUCGUCAAAAGCCUUCUUCAUCGAAUUCCAGAUGGACCACUACCCCAACCUCGGCACAGACCAAGGCAUGCUCUCUGGCGCUCCAGCCUACUGGUUCCUCAACGCAGCCAUCCCUCGUAUCCUACAGUAUGGCAGCGACCGCAACAACAUCCCUUGCUCGUGCUGGUCCACCGGAUGCGGCGAAUUCGACGCCUUCGAGCUCCUAAGCAACGGCGCAGAACGAGCGAAGUCGACUAUACAUCGGCAGGGGAAUUUGGAGGGCGGGGACUCGAAUUACUUCAGAAGACCUGUUGGACAGACGAUGAAGUUUGCGGUUGUGUGGCAUUAUCCGCAUAUUACAGCGUUGGUGUUGGACGACAAGUUUGACUUUUCGCAAAGCAUGUCGGAUGAUGCGAUGAAGAAGUUGGUGGCGUAUGAUCCGGAUAGCUGGGUGCACUCGCUGCGCGGACGACGCACAGUCGACAAAAUGUCUGCGCCAUCGCCGCCAAAGCCGUGGGAGACGAGCAACGGCGCGACAAGUGCCUCGGUCGGCCUCACGGGAUCGAAUAGCACCACAACACCCACUUCGACGACGACAUCAUCAAGUGCGCCUCCAUUGCCGUCAGUGCCGGAUUCCCUCAGCACCGUCGCGAACCGCAACGCGUCCAACUACUCCGGCAUGAACAAUCGCUAUGGCUCCCCCUACAGCAGCGGAUAUGGAGGAAUGAGCAGCUACAGCUCACCUUACUCUACCAUGGGCGGCGGCUACGGCUCCAUGUACGGCGGCAUGGGCGGUAUGGGUGGUAUGUACGGCGGCAUGGGUGGCAUGGGCAUGGGAAUGGGCGGAAUGUACGGUGGUAUGGGAGGCAUGCCAGGCGACCCAAACAGCAGCCUCACACAAUCAUUCAGUCAAAGUACAGCGGCGACGUUCCAGUUGAUUGAGAACAUUGUCGGUGCAUUCGGCGGGUUUGCACAGAUGCUGCAAAGCACAUACAUGGCGACGCAUUCGUCCUUCUUCGCCAUGGUAUCUGUGGCAGAGCAGUUCGGAAACCUACGACAAACGCUUGGCUCGGUUUUGGGCAUUUACACCAUAAUGCGAUGGAUAAGAACGGCGAUUGCAAAGCUCACCGGACGACCCCUACCAGCUGAUGCGACGGCCCUCACCCCCGCUAGCUUCGCAGCCUUCAACGGACGCAUGCCCGACGGCUCACCCGCACCCGCGAAGCCCUCCAAGAAACCAUUCUUUGUAUUCAUGCUCGCUGUAUUCGGUCUACCCUACCUCAUGGGCAAACUCAUCAAGGCACUCGCGCGAUCACAAGAAGCCGAGGAGCAACGGAAGAUGCUCGAGAACCCGCAAGCCGGCCAACCGCUCGAUCCUAACAAGCUCGAGUUCUGCCGCGCCCUCUACGACUUCACGCCCAACGCCAACAUGCAGGGAAUGGACUUGUCGGUCAAGAAGGGAGAUAUGGUCGCUGUGCUAAGUAAGAGCGACCCCAUGGGCAAUGCAUCAGAGUGGUGGAAGUGCAGAUCAAGAGACGGGCGUAUGGGUUAUCUCCCUGGUAUCUAUCUCGAGACUAUUCAGCGAAAGACACCUGCGCAGAUUACCAGUGGAAGUCAGAGCGGUAGUCCGGCUGGCAGCAGAACCCAGACGAUGACCAACAGCAGCGAUUCAAGCAGGACUGCUACCAUGACUGCAGCCAAGGUACCUGAAAAGGUCGGUCCGAAGGUUGAGAGCAAGGCGGGUGAUAUGGGGGUUGAGAGUUUCCAGAAGGGCGCUUUCUACUCACAAAGCACGCGUAACCACGACGUUGUCGCUGUAAACCAGGUACCGCGAAAGAGGCACUGCGUCUGUUCGCGCCUCUACACCAGAGCUGGAUUGAAGGAGGAGCGCUACUGCACAACUCAAGAUGUUCGCGUCGAAACGGUUAGGCAAGGAGCUGUCAAAGGUAUCGACUCCCUCUCAUCGGUCGUCUUCGGUCGAAUCAGUUCCUACCCACCACGCAUUCCUCCAAAUUCACGCGUCCAUGUGCCAAAAUCUACACACAACUCGCGCCCACAGCGUAGAAUCCAAGGAAUGACUAUGGACACGGCUACGCAGGACAAAAUGAUCAGGUUGCUGACGACGAGGACACAGAUGCACGAGAAACUCCCUCCAGGCAUAACGCUCAUCCAGGCCGACGACUUCCAGACCUGGCUCGUGGACAUCCAAGUCAUGGACGACAACCCGCUUUACCAGGGAGAAACAUAUCGGUUGAAGUUUAGUUUCACGCCACAGUAUCCUAUCGAGGCCCCCGAAGUAGUCUUCGUCCGCACACCCACGCACCCCAUACCCUGGCACCCGCACAUCUACUCCAACGGCAUCAUCUGCCUCGACUUGCUCGACCGUUCCGGUUGGUCGCCUGUUCACAACGUCGAGAGUGUGUGUGUCAGUCUGCAGAGUAUGCUUACGAGUAAUACGAAGAAGGAGAGGCCGCAGGGCGAUGAGAAUUUCGUGAGGUAUAAUACCCAGCGGCCGAGGGAUAUUAGCUUUGUUUUUCAUGAUGAGAAGGUCUAG
Molecule: messenger RNA, 3639 nt
Organism: Alternaria burnsii
Lineage: Eukaryota; Fungi; Ascomycota; Dothideomycetes; Pleosporales; Pleosporaceae
Product: peroxisomal membrane protein pex13
Exons: 10
Coding region: 1-3639 (1212 amino acids)
Biological process (GO): protein import into peroxisome matrix, docking
Cellular component (GO): peroxisome; membrane; fungal-type cell wall
Molecular function (GO): protein binding
Source: RefSeq, a predicted model, not a curated record